CUUUGCGCAACAAACAUUGAAAGAAAAUCAAGAACCCAAAAAAACCCCACAAGAAAAAAAAGAAAAAAAAGAAAAGCCAAUGGCAAAAUCAUCAUCAUCUCUACUCACACUUCCUUCCUUUCUUCUGAUCUUUUUCAUUCUUGCACUAUUUUCCACCACCCUCCAAGUUAAUGCCUUGGGAAGGAAAGUGGGAGCAAGGGAGAAGAUUGAGGAUGUGAAGAGCAACAAAGAAGUUCAAGAACUUGGGGAAUAUUGUGUUUCUGAGUACAACAAGAGUUUGAGGAAGAAGAACAAUGAAAGCGGUGCUCCUAUAAUCUUCACAUCUGUGGUGGAGGCUGAGAAGCAGGUGGUUGCUGGGAUCAAAUAUUAUCUCAAGAUUAAGGCCACCACUUCUUCUGGGGUUCCCAAGGUUUACGAUGCCAUUGUGGUGGUUCGGCCUUGGGUUCAUACUAAGCCAAGGCAGUUGCUCAACUUCUCCCCUUCCCCUGCCACUAAAUGAAGAAGAAAAUGUUGAAAAAGUUGGAACUGUUUGGGAGAUCUAAUCUGAUGAUUAUUAGUACCUUUCAGUGCAAAUUCUCUUUGCUGUUAAGUGUUCGGUUUUUUUUUUCCUGUGUCUAUUUAUGACCAUGGUCACGAUGAUAUGGUAUAUGAUCCAGUAAUAAUUAAAAUCUGUUGCAUAAGUUAUAAAUUACUGAGUUUUUU
Molecule: messenger RNA, 702 nt
Organism: Coffea eugenioides
Lineage: Eukaryota; Viridiplantae; Streptophyta; Magnoliopsida; Gentianales; Rubiaceae
Product: cysteine proteinase inhibitor B-like
Exons: 1
Coding region: 80-499 (139 amino acids)
Molecular function (GO): cysteine-type endopeptidase inhibitor activity
Source: RefSeq, a predicted model, not a curated record